AGAAUAUCAUAAUGGCGACGAGUAAAAUUUUCUGGCUUUUGAGCUGGGGCUCCUUUAUUACAGUAUAUAUGACAAAUUUUAAUUAUGGCCGAAGACAUUUGGUGACGGACACUUUUUCAAGACGAAAGGAAACCGUUCUACUACAAAAAGUACUUCAACUUGUCAAAAACCAAGAGAGAAAGAUUACAUCCAUCAAUGACAAACUCUCCCAGUGCCUUUCCAUAUCAGGAACAUUUCCUUAUGGAAGCCAUGAUGACGAAUUGACGCCCUCACUGCUUCAUUCAAAUUCAAUGAUGCAGGGUACCACAACAUUCACAAUCUUACAAGAACGAAAAUCAACAAUUCUUGAACCAAAUCCAACUUUAAAAACAACGGAUGAAGAACCUAAAACUACCGAGAUUCUAACAUCAACUGCAAGGAAAGCGAAAUCCAUGGGCGGUGAUUUGACGUUUUUUCCCGCCAUUUCAACUUCCUCAUUGGCAUCGACAACAGCAGCUACACAAUCAACUAAUCAAGCAGCAAGACCAAUGGGUAGCAGAGGCAGAGAAUUUUUUAUCUUAUUUAUGAGGAAUUUUCCUUCAGCGAUUGGGAACUUGAGUGUUCAUAUAACGACAAACAACGAAACAACAGUUAAAGUAUUAACGUCCCCUUCCUUGGAUACAGACUUUAAAUCGGUUAUUCAUUUUAACUCCAACUUUAAACUCGGUCCCCCCUUAAACCUUGUCUGUGAAUAUUCUACUGUUGAACAGAAAGGUCUAAUACUACAGACCUCUGAAUUAUCAACUGUAACAAUAUUUGAUAGUUAUUAUACAUACUCAAACGAUGGGGCGCUGAUUAUUCCAAUACAGAAACUCUCGAACAAAUAUAUUGUUUCUUCAACAGAACCGUAUACUACCAGUCGAAAUUAUUACAGUCAAUUUGCCAUUGGAGCACUCUAUAACAGGACAAAUGUAGAGAUUAUAUUCAAACUUAAGCACAAUACUCCUCUCACUAUGCAGGGUAAAUCGUACAGAGACGGGGAUAUUUUCGUAGUAACGUUAGAAAGAUUUGAUACGUUACAAAUUGGGCAUGUAACAGAUCUCUCUGGCUCCUUCAUAACAUCCACGAAACCUAUCGCAGUUUUUUCCGGAAAUCGUUGUGUAAAUUUGAAAAGCCUGGGUUGCAGUCACAUGGUUACGCAGCUUCCUCCGACAACCGAGAUAGAUACUCAAUAUAUUAUACCCCCGUUCUACAACAAUGCUGGGACAUUAAUUCAAGUGCUCAGUGAAAAUCGUAGUUCCAUAAACUCCAGUGUCGGUAGCAGUGUUUCAAAUUUUCAUUUAAAUGAAUUGUGUUCAUCCAUAAUAUGUUAA
This is a messenger RNA of Saccostrea echinata, 1352 nucleotides long. Its product is annotated as IgGFc-binding protein-like. NCBI's taxonomy places the organism in Eukaryota, Metazoa, Mollusca, Bivalvia, Ostreida, Ostreidae. The record is from RefSeq and is a predicted model, not a curated record. The transcript is spliced from 5 exons. Bases 12 to 1352 code for a protein of 446 amino acids.